Messenger RNA from Clonostachys byssicola, 1458 nucleotides. The record is from the annotation of a GenBank genome assembly. Lineage: Eukaryota; Fungi; Ascomycota; Sordariomycetes; Hypocreales; Bionectriaceae.
AUGCCAUGGCUUGUACCUAACAUCCGCUCGCUGGAACGCAUCGCUCCGAGUCAACAGACCGGUGGGGAGCUACUACGAUACUGGGUGGAGAGUGCCAGUUAUAUCAUGGCCCUCGAUCCAGAGAACAACCCACUGUCUUUCCCGGUACUCAAAUACUACAAUCAAUCUCCUUCGCUUAUCCAUGCUCUACAAAGUAUCAGCGCAGGACAUCAGUAUUUCUUUGAACCGGGAAAAUUACGGAGGUGUUUUGAGGAACGUCUCUUAUCAAUUCAACACGUUCGGAAGGAGCUGGACACACAGACAAAUGACCCUUCGCUCGCAUUCCUCACAGUUUUUGUCCUGGGGCUGUCAUCAUACUGGAUCGCGCUACCUGCCGACGACCCUGUAUUACUUCAUCAUGCACAGGCGCAUCUGCAAGGUGGCCGUGCACUCAUCGAUACAAUGCUAGCCAUCCCAGUUCCUCAAUUCAGCCCUCAGAUGUUAUUUGCGUUUGGGGCUUAUCUCUACUGGGACAUGGCUUGUUCCUUUGUAAUUGCGCCGGCUGAUCUAAAGGCAAUAGACGGCUCCGACUUCUCAUUUGCCGUGGAAGCUCUCGCGCGCAUGUACCAUCCUAUACUGGGUUAUUCGGCAGAAAUAACGUACGUACUGGCUAAAGUCGGACGAUACUGCAGAACCGUAGAGGAUACUGAGCAAAGAGAUACCUCUCUCGAAGAAGAAUUAGAGAACCAACUCAGAUCCAUCAAGCCAACCCAAAUCAGUGCGGAGCUUGGUCUUCUUGAAGAGGCAUAUCGUUGCCAUGGCUUGAUCAACAUCUACGCGAUUUAUCGGAGGGGGCGAGUUUCGACGGCGAGCCCAGAAGCCGCUCCAUCACAUUCGACAGAAGAACAAUCAAUGGCAGACCUGCCUGCAAGGGAGCCAUCAGACUCUUGGGAGCUAGAUGAGACAGGCCUAGCUUUUUUGGAAAAGGGUUUCUACAACGCCUUUGACGAGGACAUGGCAAAGCAAACUCUUAAGUGGCUAGAUUACCUCCCACUAGGCGACUAUCAACCCCUAAUGUUACCCUCUGAUGAGCAUCACAGCAGCUCUGAAAGCCUAUUGAGCGAUGGCGACUGCGACACGUCCACGGAGACCAUUUCCGAUGAUGACUUACAAAGCACAAUUCGCAAGCUGGCCAUCCAAGCAGUCCACGCGUUGACGCAAGUACCUGAAUCCCAUCCAAGCAUUAACUUACACGGCAUACCUCUUCUCACAGCUGGAUCCGAGCUCUUGGCAGCAGAUGUUGAGGAGCGUAAGCUUGUCACCAAGAGGUUCCGGGCCUUAUACUCAUUUAACCACAUGACGGCCAACUUAACCGCCUUAGACCUGCUCCAAGAAGUCUGGGCCAUUCGAGACUUAGGCGGUGCGACAUCAUGGCUCAAGGUCAUGAGAUCAAAGGGAUGGCACUUGAUGCUGGGGUAA